Messenger RNA from Parnassius mnemosyne (clouded apollo), 2211 nucleotides. NCBI's taxonomy places the organism in Eukaryota, Metazoa, Arthropoda, Insecta, Lepidoptera, Papilionidae. The record is from the annotation of a GenBank genome assembly.
AUGCUGGAAUUAAAACGAGCUCUUGAUGCAAAAGGACAUGGACUACUUGAAAUGCCCUCAGGAACAGGAAAAACUAUUUCGCUAUUGUCAUUAAUUGUUGCAUAUAUGAUACAAAACCCACAUCAUGUCAGGAAGUUAAUCUACUGUUCUCGUACAGUGCCAGAAAUUGAAAAGGUUGUAGAAGAGUUAAAAAACCUUAUUAAGUAUUAUGAGAAAUGUCAAGGAGAGAAACCCAAUCUCACUGGUGUUGUACUGAGUUCUAGGAAGAAUUUAUGUAUACAUCCUGAGGUGUCAAGAGAAAGAGAGGGGAAGCUAGUAGAUGGUAAAUGUCAUUCCCUCACAGCCAGCUAUAUACGAGAGAGACAUGAGAGAGACAAUUCUGUGAAUAUUUGUCAGUUUUACGAAGGUUUCAACCGCGAAGGCAAAGAAUCAAUGCUGCCAUACGGCGUGUAUACAAUCGACGACCUGAAGCAGUAUGGCGCCGAUAGAAAUUGGUGCCCAUACUUUUUGUCCAGGUUUGCUGUGGUGCACGCGGAGAUCGUCGUGUACUCGUACCACUACCUGCUGGACCCGAAGGUGGCGGAGCUGGUGUCGCGCGAGCUGCAGCGCGAGGCGGCCGUCGUGUUCGACGAGGCGCACAACAUCGACACCGUCUGCGUCGACUCGCUCAGCGUCCGGCUCACGCGCAGGACGCUCGACAAGAGCGCCACCGCGCUGCAGCAGCUCGAGAAGCAAGUCGCACAGAUUCGAGAGGAGGAUGCGGCCCGGUUGACCGCCGAAUACGAGCAAAUGGUGGAAGGACUUCGCGAGGCGGCCGCUGCAAGGGAAACAGACACAAUACUGGGAAACCCCAUAUUGCCCGACGAAGUUCUCAACGAGGUGGUACCUGGCAACAUCAGAAACGCAGAGCACUUCCUCGGCUUCCUUAAGCGGUUUUUAGAGUACCUCAAGACCAGGCUGAGGGUACAGCACGUUGUACAGGAGUCCCCAGCAGGGUUCCUGAAGGACCUGUCGGCGCGCGUGUGCAUCGAGCGCAAGCCGCUGCGGUUCUGCGCGUCGCGGCUGGCGGCGCUGCUGCGCACGCUGCAGGUGCCCGACCCCACGGGCUUCGCGCCGCUCACGCUCAUCACGCACCUCGCCACGCUCGUCGCCACCUACACCAAGGGCUUCGUCAUCAUCGUCGAGCCCUUCGACGACAAGACGCCCACCGUCUCCAACCCCAUACUGCACUUCUCAUGUAUGGACUCCUCCAUAGCUAUGCGACCCGUAUUCGCCCGUUUUCAAACAGUCAUAAUUACCUCUGGAACGCUGUCGCCUUUGGACAUGUACCCUAAGAUCCUGGACUUCAACCCGGUCGUCAUGAGCUCCUUCACCAUGACCCUCGCAAGACCUUGCCUCUUGCCAAUGGUUAUGUCGAAAGGCAGUGAUCAAGUGGCCAUCUCGUCCAAAUACGAGACGAGGGAGGACGUCGCUGUGAUAAGGAACUACGGGCAGCUCCUAGUCGAGAUAUCGGCGUGCGUGCCGGACGGUGUGGUGUGUUUCUUCACUUCCUACUUGUACCUGGAGAGUGUCGUCGGCGCUUGGUACGACCAAGGCGUGGUCGCGAAUCUUCAGAAACACAAACUACUGUUUAUAGAGACGCAAGACUCCGCGGAGACGAGCUUCGCGCUCAUCAACUACAUCAAGGCGUGCGAGAGCGGGCGCGGCGGCGUGCUGCUGGCGGUGGCGCGCGGCAAGGUGUCGGAGGGCGUGGACUUCGAGCAGCAUCUCGGCCGCGCCGUGCUCAUGUUCGGCAUCCCCUACGUCUUCACACACAGCCGCAUCCUCAAGGCGCGUCUCGAGUACCUGCGCGACAACUUCCAGAUUCGUGAGAAUGAUUUCUUGACGUUCGAUGCCAUGCGACAUGCGGCUCAAUGUGUUGGGAGAGUUUUGCGAGGCAAGACGGACUACGGCAUCAUGAUCUUCGCGGACAAGCGGUUCAGCCGCGCCGACAAGCGCACGCGUCUGCCGCGCUGGAUCCAGGAGCACCUGCGCGACUCGCUGUGCAACCUCAGCACCGAGGAGGCUGUGCAGAUCUGCAAACGCUGGCUCCGUCAAAUGGCGCAGCCCUUCACGAGAGAAGACCAGCUGGGUGUGUCUCUUCUGACGCUGCAGCAGUUACAGUCGCAAGAACAGCAAGAGAAGAUAGAGAAACAGGUCAUACAGAAAUGA